AUGGCCGUAAUUCUCAGUUCAGAUCCGCUCUCUCGGAUCCACCCCGAGCCCCAAACCCUAGAAAUCGACCACUUCGAUUACCUCCCCGACUCAGUCCUCCUACUCGUUUUCAACAAGAUCGGCGAUGUCAAGGCCCUUGGUCGUUGCUGCGUUGUUUCCAAGAGGUUCCACUUCCUCGUGCGCGUCGAUUGCAUCAUCUCCCCGAGGACGAAUCCUCCUCCCUCUCUUCCGAUAAGCCUCGACCUGCCGCCGCCGGUCCCUUCUCCGCCAUAUUCCGUCUCGUUACAAACUCUGGGACAGUUCCUCGGCACGAAGCGGUCGUCUGGCUCUUCUGGAUCGUCGUCUUCUUCUUCGUCAUCGAACAAGGCGGCGUCACUCACGAAAGCUUCUGCUUUGUUUGCUCACUUUGUGAUGGAUCAGGAUCCUGUUCUGGUAUCAAGAUCCACAGUCUUUGAAGGAAGAUGUUUCCAGAAUCUUGAAAGAUGUGGUGGAAUGGCGCGAUAUCGUCAUCUGCUUAGCGGUUUUUGCUUACGGCUUUGGCUUUUAACUUCCCGGAUUGGUUUUAUUUUGCUCUUCUCACAAGUGGAAGGUCUUUCCAUUGCUGCGGCAACAUAUCUUGCUUGGAUUCUUAACCCUGGGAAGGAAUUCAAAUGCCUACUUGGAUGGAGAUUCAGCUAA
Molecule: messenger RNA, 678 nt
Organism: Microthlaspi erraticum
Lineage: Eukaryota; Viridiplantae; Streptophyta; Magnoliopsida; Brassicales; Brassicaceae
Source: the annotation of a GenBank genome assembly